AUGCGUCUUAAUCAAGCUGGAUUCAAGCCGGAUGCAGUUGUGAUAAUGGAAUGUGAUGGUGUUCCAGAUCAUUCACUUCAUAAAAGCAUUUUAUCAACGUACAUCAGCAAAGGCUUAUACAUAUGGGAAUUACAAUAUUCAAUUGACAUAAUGGACAUAAUGGACAUCGUUUGUCGACACUCAAGAGGCAUGCAAAUCAGUGCUAUGUCACUUGAAGAAUUGGCGGAGUAUCAACAAAUUGAAGCUUUCAGACGAAUGAAUACAUGUUGUAUAGCCGAGCGUUUACCCAAUGGUGAUUAUCAGUCAUGUCAUAGACGUAUGGUUGGAAUUUGGCUUAAUCGUAAACUCCGUGAACUUAGUAUUCAAAAACGGCUGCCACUUUUUUAUAAUAAAGCAAUGAAUCAUUAUUAUAUUUGUUUAUACCAUCGUCGAAUGAUUCGUCACGAAAAACCUCUGAAAUUAGGUGAAUCGUUGAGCAGUCGGGAUCUUUCAGUUUAUGAGCAGCAGACAUCAUUUACUGCUGAUGAAUUAUUGGAAAUCAACGAAGAUCCUUUGUUAAAGAGUAAUAAGGGUGAAGAUGACGAAGACGAUGAAAAAUCACUUUUAAGUGUUGACGACGAAAGUGAUUUAAGUGCUUCUGAUCAUGAAGACUGGAAUUUAAUUGAACGGAAUAUGAAUAUUGCGCCAAGUGCUGGUGAGAGCGAACUUGGAAUCAUGAGAAACAUCAUUCAUAAUGCAUCGAGACAGAAAGUAUCUGACAGAUUCAAUCCAUAUAUUCAUACAGUUAUGCCUCCUCUUCAUCGUCUUCCUGCGGCUACACUCCGUCGUUACAAGAAACAUUUCGGUCUUUCCAAUCGCACUUGUGCUAACAACACAAAACAACAGUUAUUAAGUGGUAUUGGCGAUCACUUUCAAACCAUACCAGUUACAAAGAAAGGAGAACUUAUCAAUUUUCUGCUCACAAUAAAAAAUCAAAACAUUCUAUCUUAUCCAGCUGAACUUCAAGAGAGUGAUCAACGUCAAGCACUCCCAUCUUAA
Messenger RNA from Dracunculus medinensis (Guinea worm), 1038 nucleotides. The record is from the annotation of a GenBank genome assembly. NCBI's taxonomy places the organism in Eukaryota, Metazoa, Nematoda, Chromadorea, Rhabditida, Dracunculidae.